Alosa alosa (allis shad) is the source of this 848-nucleotide messenger RNA. RefSeq names its product ferredoxin-2, mitochondrial-like. NCBI's taxonomy places the organism in Eukaryota, Metazoa, Chordata, Actinopteri, Clupeiformes, Clupeidae. Gene Ontology annotation, molecular function: 2 iron, 2 sulfur cluster binding. The coding region runs from base 37 to 564 and encodes 175 amino acids. Gene Ontology annotation, biological process: positive regulation of oxidoreductase activity; P450-containing electron transport chain. Gene Ontology annotation, cellular component: mitochondrion. The record is from RefSeq and is a predicted model, not a curated record. The transcript has 5 exons.
GCGCUGAACACAGUGACAGGAUAUAAUAUUGUGUCGAUGUUAAGAUGUAGGUUUAAAUAUGGUAUCUUCGUGCCGAGGAUCAAUAAUGUCUAUGUUACAUCAUCCCAGCGGACCAGAAGUGAAGCGUUCCAUGUAACAAAAAGAGGACUGGCAACAUCAGAAUUGCUGCGUCAAGAAGCGCAGAAUGUCGGUUCCCAAGAUUCUGAUGAUGUAGUUGACGUCGUAUAUAUUGACCGGUCAGGGCAAAGAGUUCCCGUGAAGGCUAAAAUCGGAGACAAUGCGCUCUACCUUGCACAUAAACACGGCAUCGAGCUCGAAGGUGCAUGUGAGGCGUCACUUGCUUGUUCCACUUGCCAUGUGUAUGUAAGCAAAGGCCACUUUGAGAAGCUACCAACGCCAGACGAAAGGGAGGAUGAUAUGCUGGACAUGGCUCCGAUGCUUCAGGAGAACUCUCGUCUGGGCUGCCAGGUUGUCUUCACACCGGAGCUGGAUGGCAUUGAGCUCACUUUACCCAAGGUCACUCGCAACUUCUAUGUAGAUGGUCAUGUCCCCACCCCUCACUAAGGGCAGCACACCACAGGUAGCAGAUAUGAGGGAGUAACAGGAAUGUUGAAUUCAUAUCCAGAGUCCAGUCCAAUCUUAAAUCAUCUUUAGAUGCGUUGCUAAAAUAAAACCCAGAUCAUUUACUGAACGCAACAAAAAAUCAACAAAAAACAGCAAGUAAGCAGAGAAGGCUAUUGUUGGCCUUCUUAUGAUCGCACCCCGUUAUAUGAAUAAUCACAAAUAUUUAAAUGCUGGUCAGUGUUAUCUUAGGUACACUGUUGCCUGGGAUUGUAACUGUAGCCUAA